Molecule: messenger RNA, 2934 nt
Organism: Apus apus (common swift)
Lineage: Eukaryota; Metazoa; Chordata; Aves; Apodiformes; Apodidae
Gene: DTD2
Product: D-aminoacyl-tRNA deacylase 2
Exons: 3
Coding region: 90-593 (167 amino acids)
Biological process (GO): tRNA metabolic process
Cellular component (GO): cytoplasm
Molecular function (GO): D-tyrosyl-tRNA(Tyr) deacylase activity
Source: RefSeq, a predicted model, not a curated record
GCGGCAGCGCCCGGCCCCGGCGGCGGCGGCGGCAGCAGCAGCAGCGCCCGGCCCGCCCCGGCCCGGCCUCACGCCGUGCGGGGCCCGCCAUGGCGGCAGCGCGGCCGGCGCUGGCCCGGGCCCUGCUGCAGCAGUGCGUGUCCGCCCGCCUGCAGGUGAAGCCGCCCGAGUGCGGCUCCGAGGCCGAGUGGGUGCAGAUCCAAAGAGGGCUUGUUAUCUACAUAUGCUUCUUCAAAGGUGCUGAUGAGGAUCUUGUUCCAAAAAUUGUCAAUAUGCUGUUGAAUGUUAAAUUGAGUGAAAAUGAAAGUGGCGAGUACGUUUCUGUCCUUGAUUUACCAGGCGAUGUGCUGAUCAUACCACAAGCUACCCUAGGUGGCAAACUGAAGGGAAGAAAGAUGCAGUACCAUGCAAACAUUGAAAAAGAAAAAGGGCUGGAACUUUAUUCUCAGUUUGUGACUUUGUGUGAAAAAGAACUGGCUGCCAGUGCCAAAUGUGUGGAAGCUGGUGUUCUUGUCAAGCACGGCACAUAUGGAAACAGGCAGGUGCUAAAACUGGAUACAAAUGGACCUUACACUCAUUUGAUUGAAUUUUGAAAAAAAAAAAAAAUAUAUAUAUAUAUCCUGGGUAUGGUACUGUCUUGCAACUAUUGUCCUUUUUUAAUUUCUAAACAUUAAUGUACUUAAAUGGUUUGGGAGGCUCAGUAUAAGAAAGACUUUCACUCAUCUGCACUGAUGUUGCCAAUCCCAUCAAACAGAAGGAUGCCUGAGACUGCUUUGUCAUAAUGAGUAUGUGGUUUAUGUUCAUGUUCAUCUGACGUGUGCUCAAAAUAAUUGUUAAGAUUCAUUCAAUAAGUAUGUAUAAUUUGGAAGGCUUUAUUAACAAAAAUGGGGUAAUGUAUAUGUUUCUUACUACAAAAUAAUGACAAAUGUAUUACAUAUAUUAGCUAUUGGAAAGUCGCCUUGAUGAAAUGAAGUUUAUAGAUUAAAGAAAAAAAGAUUGCUGUAAAGGUAUUUAUUUGUUCCUAAAUUUUCUGAGUCAGACACUUUUUGUCUUUCUGCUCUCUAUCUAUAAUAUAAGAAUGCUUUAGGAGAGUAAUAUUUUGAAAGCAUAAAUUCACUGAAUUUUUAGCCUCUUAUAGAAUAAGUGCUAAGUAAGAAAGUCCAUCCCUUCAUCCAGAGUGUGUAAGGGUGGGACACUUAAGGUAAGGACUAGGUCUGAACAUGGGUUAUACAGGGUAGGAAAAGUGAGAUACAUCUAGAAAUUGAAGUCAAGGCAGAACCACUGCAUUACUUUCUUUGAAGGUUGCACUCUGAAUCUCCCCUGAUGUGUUUUGAUAGGCUGCUUGCUAUAGCUUGGUCUGUGUCCUCAUUACCGUGGUCUUGAUGUCUACUCAAUUCUUUCAUAACAGAGCCUCAGGAAAAGGGACCGAACUAUUCAAACAAAAACAAAAGUGGUGCGAUGUUCUCAUUGUUCCCUCUGCCCCUGUUACUUCCUUCCAGCUUUCUGUCUGUUCAAUCCACCAGGCAGAGACUAGCUUAUAUUUCUUUUAUAUACAGUGUUGGCACAUUUGGGGUCCAAGUCAAACCCCUAUGCACUACUGGAAUAAACAUUAUUAACAGGUAGUGUUAAGAAGAUACAAUGAGAAAUUCUGUCUUUAAUGUAGUAAGAGCAGAACAGCUACAUUAAAAUGGGGCAAAUUCAAAACUGAUUCAAGUGCAUUCAUCCUGGGAGUCAAGUUUCUUUUUUACUGCAGCUUCACAGGUUUUUUUGUCAGUAAUUUAGAAUAGUCCAAAGUGAAACUAGACAGUUAUAUGACUUGCAGUAAUUAUCCAGAAGUCCCAUAUAAAUAAUCAAUUCUUCUUGAAAAGAUGCAAAACCUCAUUGUUAGCAAGCGUUCCAGCUUGUGCAAUGUUAAAUUAUGGGUCAGUAGUUACAAAUACUCUGUUCUUUACUUUUUAAAACAAAUAAUUGAACAUGUGAUCUUCAGGCUCAAACUAAGCUAUGAGAAUCUCAUUUUUCAACAGAUAAAAAGGUCAUAGUUUUGAUAAGAGAAUAAUGAGAUUUUUCAGGUUAUCAUAACGUAUGGUUAAUAAUUAUUAAAUGCCUAAGGAUGAUGAAUUCCUAGCAUUUGGCACUCUCACAGUUGAAAACAGCUAUUCACACAAAUGGCCUGGAAAUAUUAGCCAGGUCCCAAAUGACAUUUUUUCAUUAAUAAUUAACAAGUUAUGAUAGAAUAUUAGUCAUGUUUGAAGUUCUAGCAACAUUUAAAUAAGAUUUUCCUGAUGUGAAUAACUAAUACAAGUUCAUUAUGAUCUGUGUGCUUGAAAAAACAUUUUUUAAUCCUUUUUCUGUAAGAAGCCAAAUCCUUUAAAAGUUAUGAGUGAUACCACUUUUCACUGACCUUACAGGAAUUGUGGGCAUUCCAUGUAUCUCAAGAGCUGAUCUUUUGAGGUAUAAUACAAAGUCUGUAGCUUUUAUAUUUUUCUCUUCCUGACUUCAGAAAGAUCUUUGGCAGCCUGAGAAUUUAUUCUCUAUAUUUCAAGAACACUGCAAUUUUGAAGAGGGAUGAGCUUGAAAAUGAUUUGUGAAAAACAGACUUCAAACUGAACUCCAUCUCAUUCUGAUCUCUCAUAUAAACUUACAUGUUUCAGUGGUUCCUGGGACAAGACAGAACUCUGGAGUUUUUGUUAAAAGGUGGCAUCCAUGUGCAUCAUCUGCCCAUGUCUGAUUUAUUUGCAUAUCCAUCUUGGGAUACUGAUGUCUGCUGUCUUUUGCUCCAACAAUAGACAGCUUCUUGAAUGCUGUACCCUUUGUACUGCUUUAUUUUUAUCUACUAUUGAUUCACAAUCCAUUUACUGAAAGAAGCCAUUUCUGAAUAAUGUGAUGGACCAUACCAAUGAAAAAAUUGAUUAAAAUUAUUUUUGCAAAGCCAAA